This is a messenger RNA of Leptosia nina, 1716 nucleotides long. NCBI's taxonomy places the organism in Eukaryota, Metazoa, Arthropoda, Insecta, Lepidoptera, Pieridae. The record is from the annotation of a GenBank genome assembly.
AUGCUCGGCCAAUUUGAAAACGUCGGCGCCUUCAUUCGCGAUUGUAAUGGCACAAAGUUACGAUAUGACCAAGCCUGCUUGGAAAUAAUUACCGCUGGCCCAGUUAACUUUUGGAGUCAGUAUGAGGAAUGUGAAGACUGCAUGUUAUUGGAGACCGCAAAGCUGGAAAAAUCAGGGGCCAUAGUUCUAGAGACAAUAAGCCCUAUAAAAUAUGCUCUACACAAUGGCUCUCAUGAAAUUUGCAAUGGUACCUAUGAAUUUAAUGAAUUUGGGCAGUAUAGUAUCAAUAUUCUUAAUGAUACCCACAACUGUGUGCCGCGGAUGACUGCAGAACCAGAUGCAGCAUACCUACCCAUAUUGACAGCUGUGGUGGUGCUAUUGUCCAUGGCUACACUUUGGUAUAUUGUGAAGGGUAUUGGCAAGCGAGUGGUGGCUGGACGGAUGUAUGCAAGAUACUUUGCUAGAGAGGACAAUGAACUCGGAUCGGAAACCCGCGUGCUUACUACUGAGACGAGCGUACCACGAUCGCCCACUCGCUCUAGGCUUCGUUCCCUUGACAUCUUUAGAGGAUUCUCCAUUGCUCUGAUGAUAUUCGUGAACGCCGGUGGCGGUGGUUACGGCAUAUUUUCCCACUCCGCGUGGAACGGCUUAACCGUAGCUGAUGUCGUGUUUCCCUGGUUCGCCUUCGCAAUGGGCGAAGCACUAGUGCUAUCCCUGAACGCAAGGCUUAGGACUUCUUUGCCCAGAAUCACUGCUCUUAAACAGGUGGCUCAAAGAUCCCUCCUAAUGUCCUUGAUAGGGAUUUGCCUCAGUUCCGUAAAUGUGUCCUGGUUUGAUGUCCGUUUGCCUGGUGUGCUUCAGCGCUUGGCAGCUAUGUACCUUAUUGUUGGUGCUGUAGAAUGUGCCUUUAUGAGAACCAGCCAGAAUAUUACUCCAGGUCGUUCUCUGUUCAGAGAUAUUGCAGCUGGAUGGCAGCAAUGGCUUGCGACCAUUCUUUUGGUGGCUAUUCAGGUAUGUAUAUCUCUAACGGUAUCUGCGCCUGGUUGUCCACGCGGCUACCUCGGACCUGGUGGUCUACAUCGUACCGCUCUUGGAGAUUUCACACUGCAGAACUGCACUGGUGGAAUCGCUGGUUAUAUUGACAGAUUAAUCCUUGGACCUUCGCACUUAUAUCAACGUGGUAGUUUCCGAAAGAUCUACUUGCCAAUACAGCCGCAUGAUCCCGAAGGUCUAUUGGGAAUAUUAUCAGGCGUUCUCGUAGUGCAGGCCGGCGCACACGCAACUAGGAUUAUGCUAGUUUACAACCAUGCUAGGGCAAGGAUAAUGCGUUGGGUCUUCUGGUCUAUAAUAUUCAGCGUGAUCGGCGGUGCUCUAUGCGUCUUCUCGAAGAACGGUGGGCCCAUACCCAUUAACAAGAACCUCUGGUCCGUUUCUUACUGCCUGGUGACUGCUGGUAUGGCAUUCUUCAUCCAAGCUGUGCUGUAUUUCCUAGUUGACUUGAAGACCAAGUGGGGUGGACGACCUUUGUACUAUGCUGGUCAAAACGCUCUCUUCCUAUACAUUGGCAGUGAACUCCUAAAACGUCAUUUCCCAUUAUACUGGCACGUCCCUGCCCCAACACACAGCCAGUUGCUGGCAACACACGCGGCGGCUAUGUUAAUGUGGCUGGCUGUCGGUGUUGCCUUACAUCGGAAGCGAAUCUUUAUCACUCUUUAA